Molecule: messenger RNA, 3186 nt
Organism: Plasmodium reichenowi
Lineage: Eukaryota; Apicomplexa; Aconoidasida; Haemosporida; Plasmodiidae
Product: GTP-binding protein, putative
Exons: 1
Coding region: 1-3186 (1061 amino acids)
Biological process (GO): positive regulation of translation
Molecular function (GO): GTPase activity; ribosome binding; GTP binding
Source: RefSeq, a predicted model, not a curated record
AUGAAUUAUACUUCAGUUAAUAAAAGAAGAUUAUGGGUUCUUAUAGUAUUUCUCAUCUUAUAUAAUAUUAAAUGUAUAUGCGAAAAUAUAAGUGACUUAAAAAAAAGACUAUGCUUUAAUAAUUUUUCGAAUUCGAAAAAAAAAAUAAAAAAAAAAUGGCUAGCCAAAAAAAAAAAAAAUUAUUUGACCAUAUGGGAAAACAAAAUAUAUACCACAAAAAGGAGAAAUGGUUAUGGAAAGAUUGAAUACAAAAGAGAGGAGAAUAAGAAAGAUGAUUAUAAUUUUAUGAAUACUUCUUUAUAUUUAAAUUAUAUUUCAAAUGUGAAGAAUUUUUUAUUUAAUAAAAAUAAUGAUAAAAAAAAUAAAAUAUAUUAUCAUAAGUGUAAAAAGUGUAAUAUUAUUCAGGCAAAAAUAAAUGAUAACGAUAGUUUGCUCUCUGAUGAAGAGUUCAGGAAUGACGUGGACAGAAAUGACAAGGAAUAUUAUAAUAUUAAAAAAGAAUAUUCUGAAAAUAUGUGUAAUCAGAAUAGAAUAAAUGAUUUAUCAAAUUGUUCUGUAUCAUCAAAUAAUAAUAUUUUAAAUGAAUGUUCCAGUGAAGUAAAAAAAGAAAUGAAUUAUCCAUCAGAUAAUGAAUUAUACGAUAAUUUAAAUGAUAAUACGAUUGUACAUUUAAAAUCUGAAAAAUGCAAAGAAAAAUAUAUUCGUAAUUUCUGCAUCUUGGCACAUAUCGAUAGUGGUAAAUCUACGUUAGCUGAUCGAUUUUUAGAACUUACAAAUACAAUUAAAAAAAAAAGGAUGCAAGAACAAUUUUUAGAUAUGAUGUGUUUAGAAAGAGAAAAGGGUAUAACAAUAAAAUUAAAAGCUGUAAGAAUGCAUUAUAAUAAUUAUAUAUUUAAUUUGAUUGACACUCCUGGACAUUUCGAUUUUUAUCAUGAAGUAAAAAGAUCAUUAAAUGUGUGUGAAGGUGCUAUCCUUUUAAUUGAUGGAGGUAAAGGUAUACAAUCACAAACCUUAAAUAUAUUUUUUGAAUUAAAAAAACAUGAUAUAAAAAUAAUACCCGUUAUUAAUAAAAUAGAUUUAAGUACAUGUUUAUAUGAUAAAAUAAAAGAUGAUUUGAUUAAUAAAUUUAAUUUUAAAGAAAACGAAAUUUUGAAAAUUUCAGCAAAAUAUGGUAAGAAUGUAAAAAUGUUAUUUCAAAGAAUUAUUAGUGAUAUCCCCCCACCAAUAAAUACCAUCAAUAGCUUUUUUAGAGGUGUUGUUUUUGAUUCCUUUUUUGAUCAAUAUAAAGGGGUGGUAUUAAUUAUUAAAGUUCUUAAUGGAGAAUUAAGAAAAAAAACAGAAAUCUUUUUUAUUAACAGUGCAAAGAGUUAUAUUAUACAAGAAGUUGGAUAUCUAGUCCCAGAGAUGAAACCUACGGAUGUUAUAUCUCAAGGGGAUAUAGCAUAUGUAUGUUCAAAUAUAAGAAAUUGUGAUGAUAUUCAAAUAAGUGAAACUAUAGUAAAUAAAGAUAUUAUUAAGAAAAAUAAUAAUAAUGAGUUUGUUAUUAAUUUUAAAAAGAUAAACCUUGAAAGGGACAAAAAUAUUAUGCAACGUUUAAGUGAUGAGGGUAAACAAUAUUUGAUCCAUCACAAUAAAGGGGAAAUAAAAUGUGAUGAAAAUGAAGGACAAGUAAAAUGUGAUGAAAAUGAAGGACAAAUAAAAUGUGAUGAAAAUGAAGGACAAAUAAAAUGUGAUGAAAAUGAAGGACAAAUAAAAUGUGAUGAAAAUGAAGGACAAAUAAAAUGUGAUGAAAAUGAAGGACAAGUAAAAUUUGAUGAAAAUGAAGGACACGUAAAAUGUGAUGAAAAUGAAGGACAAGUAAAAUGUGAUGAAAAUGAAGGACAAGUAAAAUGUGAUGAAAAUGGAGAGAUAAAAUCAUUUCAAUAUAAUGAAAUAAAAGAUGAUGAAAGAUAUGAACGAAAUAAAGAAGAAAUAAUAUAUGAUCAUGAACAUAAAAAGGAAGGAACAUUUAAUAUUCAUAAAAAUGAUGACCGUAUAAAGGAUAAUAUAACAGAAAAAGAAAACUUUUCUUGUAGUAUCCAAGGAAAUGAUAAUGCCUUUCCCAUUUCGGAAAAAAAUGACAUUAAUAUAAAAAGCAUUGCUGCUAACAAAAUAGAAGCAUCGUAUCCAUCUGUUUAUUGUAACAUUUAUUGUGUGAAUGAUAAGAAGUCCAAUGAAUUAGAAAUGUCAUUAAAUAAAUUAAAAUUAAACGAUAGUUCUUUUUCUUUUAAAAAAUAUAUAUGUGAAACAUUAGGUAAAGGUUUUAAGUGCGGAUUUAAUGGUUUAUUACAUUUAAAUAUAAUUCAAGAAAGAAUAAGAAGAGAAUAUAAUAUUGACACUAUCGUAACAGCACCAUCUGUUAAUUAUUUAAUAAGAGUAAAAGAAAAAUAUAUGGAUAAAAGAUUAAAAGAAAAAUUACUUGAAAAAAAUUUUGAUAUACAAAAUAUGUAUAUUGAACAAAUGGAUAAAAUAUCCUCUAAUGAUUCUUUCUUUUUUAUGACAAGUAAUGUUAAUGAUAUCCCAACAAAAAAUGUAGUACAUACUAUAUAUGAACCAUAUGUUAAAACUAAUAUUAUAACACCAGAAAUUUAUCAGAAAUAUAUAAUGAAUGAAUGCUUUAAAAGAAGAGGCAUCUUUAUUAAAAAAGAAAUUAUGAAUGAUCAAAUUAUUUUUUUAUUUCAAAUGCCUUUAUCAGAAAUACUUAUUAAUUUUCUAGAUCAAAUAAAAUCAUCUACUAAAGGAUAUGGAUCUAUGAGUUAUGAAAAUAUUAUUAUUUAUAAACCUAGUGAAUUAUAUAAAAUUCAUAUAUAUAUAAAUAAAAAGAAAAUAGACUCUUUAUCAUUUCUAGCACAUAAACUAAAUUAUGAGGACAAAUCAAGAAAACUUGUAUCCAAAUUAAAAAAUUUAAUUAAUCCUCAUCAAUUCCUUAUUAUCAUACAAGCAGCACUAGAAUCGAAAAUUUUUGUUUCUGAAAAAAUUAAACCUCUUAAAAAAAAUGUAACAGCCAAAUGUUACGGUGGAGAUAUUACCAGAAGAAGAAAACUGAUUGAAAAGCAAAAUGAAGGAAAGAAGAAGAUGUUUGAAAUUGGCAAGGUGAAAUUACCUCCUAAUAUUUUUACGAAGCUCUUUGACAUAAAGAGUGAAUAA